AUGGCGGAUGUUGAUCGGGUAGUGCAAGAAGUUUUAAAAACAAUCCGUAUUAAGUCCAUUAAGAACGAACAGAAAUUAAUUUUGAAAUGUUUAAUCGAAAAUAGAGACUGUGUUGCGGUGUUACCAACCGGGUUCGGAAAAUCACUUCCAUUUCAAUUGUAUUUGCCAGUUAAGAGAGCUUUGGAAGAUGACGAGAGCUUUGGGAAAGUUAUCGUUUGUUGCCUUCUUGUUUCGUUAAUGCAGGAUCAGGUCAACAAGCUCUCUUCUCUUGGACUGAUUACGGCAGCUUUUAAAGGCAAAGACAAAGAGACAGAUGACUUGAUAGAAGCUGGAAAAGUUGACAUAAUUUGUGCAUCACCAGAGUCCUUGGUUGGAGAUAGCCGUUGGAGACAGACCCUUCAAAAACUGCAUGUAACUGCAAUAUUGGAGAAAGCAGCAAGAAAUCUGUCUUUUGACAGUGUUGAAGACAUAUUGGAUUCCUCCAGUGACAGUGAUACUUUGUCAUAUGAGUAUGAUUCAGGUGAUGAUGACCUUAAUGAAAUGAAAUAA
Molecule: messenger RNA, 549 nt
Organism: Saccostrea cuccullata (small rock oyster)
Lineage: Eukaryota; Metazoa; Mollusca; Bivalvia; Ostreida; Ostreidae
Product: ATP-dependent DNA helicase RecQ-like
Exons: 3
Coding region: 1-549 (182 amino acids)
Biological process (GO): double-strand break repair via homologous recombination
Cellular component (GO): nucleus; chromosome; cytoplasm
Molecular function (GO): 3'-5' DNA helicase activity; nucleic acid binding; ATP binding
Source: RefSeq, a predicted model, not a curated record